This is a messenger RNA of Equus caballus (horse), 2026 nucleotides long. The record is from RefSeq and is a predicted model, not a curated record. NCBI's taxonomy places the organism in Eukaryota, Metazoa, Chordata, Mammalia, Perissodactyla, Equidae.
GAUUGACACAGUUGUGGGACGGCGGGGAGGCAACGGGAGGAAACUCGAGAACGGCCCGUGUCAACACACACGCCGCACACGUGCGUGCGAACCGCGCCGCGCGGGUGCCCGCCUCCGACGCUGGAACCGGGGCUGCGCGGGGCGGAGACCUGGCCGCGGGGCUCGCCUGCCGUGGACCCGGGCUCGGGCGGGCGGCGGCGGUUGCGGGGGCGCGCCAUGAGGGCCGACUCGGGGCGCGGGCCGGAGGAGGGCCCCCAGCGUCCUCCACGAGCCCUUCCACCUGUGCCAAGUGCUAUUCAAGCUAGUGCUUCUCUGGAAGGCCUUGUUCAGACUGCUGUUCACAGGCCCUCUGAGGGCAGCGCGCCGCCAACUAAAGACCCCAGAGAACACCCAGACGCUCCUAUUCAAAGGAGACAGAAGAAGACGAGGCCGCCUCUCGAGUUGGAAACUGCUUCCACCCAGAAAAAGGCAUCCAGUCCAUCUUUGUUACGAAAUGAAAAUGGUCUCAAUGUGGAGCCAGCUGAGGAGCCAGUGACUCAAAAACCUCGAAGGAAGACAAAGAAGACCCAGCCAGCGGAAUUACAGUAUGCCAACGAGCUAGGAGUAGAAGAUGAAGACAUAAUUACUGACGAGCAGAGUAGCCCGGAACAGCAGGCCGUGUUCACUGCACCCACUGGCGUCAGCCAGCCUGUAGGCAAAGUGUUUGUGGAAAAAAGCCGGCGAUUCCAGGCUGCUGACCGUUCGGAGUUGAUAAAGACCACAGAACACAUAGACGUGUCCGUGGACGGGAAGCCCUGCUGGACGACCAGAGACGUCGCGCUCUCAGUGCACCGGGCUUUCAGGAUGAUUGGUCUCUUCUCUCAUGGCUUCCUGGCUGGCUGUGCCGUGUGGAAUAUAGUUGUGAUCUAUGUCCUAGCAGGAGAUCAGCUUUCUGAGCUCUCAAACCUCCUGCAACAAUACAAGACCUUAGCCUAUCCAUUCCAGAGUCUUCUCUACUUGCUUUUGGCUCUGAGUACAGUUUCGGCAUUUGACAGGAUCGACUUGGCUAAAACAUCAGUGGCAAUCCGAAAUUUCCUUGCCCUGGAGCCAACAGCUUUAGCAUCUUUCUUGUACUUUACUGCUCUCGUACUAUCUCUGAGUCAGCAAAUGACCAGUGACAGAAUCCACCUGUACACACCUUCUUCUGUUAAUGGGAGCCUCUGGGCAGAAGGACUCGAGGAGCAGGUUCUGCAGCCAUGGAUUGUGGUGAACCUGGUGGUGGCCCUUCUGGUUGGAUUAUCUUGGCUUUUUUUGUCUUAUAGGCCAGGCAUGGAUCUCAGUGAAGGUUAUCAUGAUCACUGCAGAAUUAGACCUUUCAGCUGUUUAAUGGUCCUGGCUUCUCUAAAGUUGAUGUUCUCCUCUGAUGUGGAAGAAUAUCCUGAGAAAGAUAAAGGAGUUAAGGUCUCUUCAUAAUGCCAGCUCACCUUCAGAGUAGUAAUGGCCCAGUAUUUAGAAGGUUUCCUGUUCGUGUUUUUAAGUGUAUUUUUGUAAGAUAUGUAUAGGUGUAUUUUGAAUUGAUUUUCUGAUUAUAUAAUACUAAAAAAUUUCUCAAGAUUAUGGAAAAUGUUAAAAUUGUAUCUGCAGUUUAUACCGAAACAUUAAUCUCUAUAACAUUAUCAUCCUAAUAACAAAGGAGAUAAUGAGCUAGAAACCAGCAGGUGAAAGUGUUUAUUUCCUGUUCUCUAGAAUUAGUUGUAUUCAUAAUCAUUAUCUUAAAAAGCACUAGUGCAGAAAAAGCUAUAACUUUAGUGUUACAAAAUAUAUAUCAGGUUUAAACAUAAAUUUAAGGAAUGGGGAAGGGGGAGGGGAAAGACCUUCAUUAUUUAUUUUUGAUGUUUCCUUGCUGAAUAAAUUGAAAUAUGAAAUUUGUCUUUUUUGAAAACUGGUUUAGUGGUUGUGUAUCAUGUAAUAAGUAUAAUGUAAUUUAGCUUGAAAGAUGCUUUACUUCAUGGCUAAUAAAAAGGAAAUGUACCUUUUUGUUUGAAAA